AAAUCUUGGAAAAAAUAUGUGUUAUUGUAGUCAGUUGUUUCAAUUUCGAAGCUUACCAUCGAUAAUACACAGAAGUUGAUGUCGUACCCUCCCAUUUUAUUGAAAAGUUGGUUAUUUCAGCAUUAAUGGGGUUCGUUGGCUCAAUGGAGAAUUAGGUUUCACGUCGGAAAGCUGCAGGAAAUCAAGCUCAACACGAUGGGGACGUUGCCUACAGAAAUGGUUGCGGGGAAGUACUACUCUAUUUACGAUGCUUAUUAUAAACAAGUCGAUCCAACAAAUAAGGGCAGUGUUGGUGCCAUGGAUGCGGCCAAGUUCUUGAAAACUUCCGGUCUAUCUGACAUGAUCCUUAGCAAAAUAUGGGAUUUGGCCGAUUCGAAUGGUAAAGGAUUCCUCACCAGGUCCGGCUUCUUCGUUGCUUUGAAAUUGGUCGCAUUAGUUCAAGCUGGUAAAGAACCAACGACCGGUAACUUAUCUUUGGAUGUGGCACCUCCUCAAAUGGGCGAUAAAGUACAACCACCUGCGAAAGUCUCCGCGUCGCCGACUUUGGGCGAAAGUGAAUGGGCUAUGAAACCUACAGAGAAGAUGAAAUAUGAUCAGUUAUUCGAUUCGUUGAAUCCGGCUAAUGGAUAUAUACCUGGGAGCAAAGUUAAAGGUUUAUUAAUGGAUUCCAAGUUACCAGUAGACACGUUAGGAAAAAUAUGGGAUUUGGCUGAUAUGGAUAAAGAUGGUGCUUUAGACAGACACGAAUUCUCUGUGGCAAUGCAUUUGGUUUACAAAGCGCUAGAAAAAUACGCAAUACCCAGCUGCCUACCUCCAGAACUGCUGCCUGCGGGCAAGAAAAAAGACUCGAUUAGCCUACCAGGUGCCAUACCAGUACUGCCAGCAGUUCCUGCGAUGCCUGCUGUACCGAACGGCGUCGAUCCUCUGCUUAAAUCCGUUACACCUCCUCUUGUACCUCCUCCAGCUCCUGCGCCUUCGAAACCGCCUCUAAUCCCAGGUCCUACGCCACCGCCGCUUAUACCGCCUGUUUCUGCUACGCCGCCUUUAAUCGCGCCUUUAUCAUCGUCAUCACCAAUACCUCCUAUUCCAGCAGCGGUGCCGAUCAAACCGUUGACUCCGCCUGUGCAAAAUGCUCCUGGCCUACCGGUCUCUGCUGCUUUUCCGGUCGAUAAUUUUAGUGCACCUGUCGAAGAACCUUGGGUAAUCAGUAAAGAAGAAAAGGUGAAAUACGACACGUUAUUCGAGCAAGCGGAUCUGGAUCGCGAUGGAUUCGUCUCCGGUCACGAGAUCAAAGACGUGUUUCUCAAAUCAGGCGUAGCUCAGCCGGUUCUAGCGCAUAUUUGGGGCUUGUGCGAUACCGCCGAACAAGGUAAACUGAACAACGAGCAAUUCGCGUUGGCGUUAUGGCUCAUCAGUCGCAAACUCAAAGGAAUCGAUCCUCCUGCUAAACUGACUCCCGAAAUGAUACCUCCAUCUAUGCGAAAACCAUCCGAAACACAGGCUUCGAACGAUCCAGCGGUAUUCACCAGUCAGGAAGUUACCCGAUUAUCCAAAGAAAUCGAAACCUUAGUCAAAGAGAAAUUAGCCCUCGAGACUGAUAUCACACAACGCGAGGCUGACAUCAAAAUUAAAGCUGGCGAAGUUAAAAGUCUCCAGGGUGAACUGGACGCACUGGUUGCAACACUCAAACAGCUAGAAAAUCAAAAAGGAGAAGCGUUUAAACGUAUUAAUGAUCUCAAAACACAGACUGCUGAAUUAGAAAGUAAAAUAGAUGAUACCAAAAGCGAAUUGGAAUUAGAACAAAUCGAGGUUGAUAAACUAAGACACCAAGCCGAAGAACAAGAAAAAACAUUAAAACAACAAGAAUCCGAAUUAAAUAAAAAGAAACAAGAAUUAGAUAACUUGAAAAAAGAUGAAUCCAAUCUAAGAAAGCAACGAGAUAAUUUGAAAGAAGAAAUAGCCCAGAUUACCAAAUCAUCCGGAGAAACGGAUGAAUUAAUUGUAGAAAUUAAAGAGAAACUAAUCGAGCUUGAAGACGUACAAAAACAACUCCAGGAUGCCAUCGCACACUUGGACAACGUGCUAGAAACUAAAAACCUCACUUCUUUGUCUGAGGUUUACCUUCAUGUCGAACCGAAAUUCAGAAACGAAUCGUAUUCCAGCAUGUUUAGUAAAAUUUUCAAAAUCACCGGGAGGGACGCUACAGAUCCUUUUGCUGAUAUGCAAGAACCUGAUGAGACAGAUUUUUCAAAGACUGAUGCGUUCGCAAAAGAUCCAUUUGCUGGAGAUCCAUUCGCUGCUAAAGAUUCUUUCCAAUCUAAUCCCUCGAGUAAUACUGGAUUUUCUUCAGAUCCAUUCGCUUCUUUCGGUUCAGGAAGCAAAAAACCUGAUCCAUUUGCAGCCACAAAUCCACCAGCUGCUGCUCAGGCUAACGAUCAAGAUGCAUUUGGAUGCGAUCCAUUUGCCAUACUUCACGCUCCAACAAAAGCUGGCAGUAACUUACCUAGUCCGGCUGCUCCACGUUCGGAAAGCCCGAGCCCAGCUCUGCCGCCAAAGAAAAGUAAACAGCCUCCUCCUAGACCAGCUCCUCCUCGGCCGGCUCCAUUAACCUUACCUUCUGGUUUCGAUGCUGAUUUCGCAGAUUUCUCUGGUUUCACUCGUAAACAGCAGGUUUCGACAGGUUUCAAUAGUUCGACAUCGACGUUAAAAUCGGAUCAUUCGACAACGGCCUCCUCCAAGGAUCCUUUCCGCGAUUACCGAUACGAUGACCCGUUCGAAAUAGCCGAUACUAGCGACGAGUGGGCUGUACCCAGAGGAGCAUCGGCGCCUACUUUUAUCGACUUGAAAAACGCAUUCGAUCCGUUCGUCUCGCUAUCGAAUAGCUCGACCCCGGCUCCGGUACCGGCCAACGGCUUCUCCAAGUCAUCGACACCGAUCAGCAGUCCAUUGCCGCCGGAAGAUCAACAGAUCGCUUGGGCCACCGCUGAAAGCGUCAAGGCGGAGAAAGAACGACGCAAGAAGGCCGCCGAACAAGAGAAAGCUGAUUAUAAACUUGCUCUGAAGUUGAGUAAACAAGAGAAUAAGAAGAGGAGCUUUAGGUCGAAAAUAUUGUCUUGAUUUUAUCGCUCCCUCCCCCCCUUACCAUCCUCGUUCGCUAUAUUAUUGUUUUUCAAGAGUUCGCCUCACUUCCCAUCCCCUAUUCUUUCAUCAAUUAAGUAUACUUACUCUCGAGUAUAUCAUAUCGAUUGGCAAUAGAUUUUACGUGUACAUAUCGUAUCCUAUUCUAUUCCCCUCCCCUCUCCUCUUGUUAAUAUUCCCUUUUUCCUUCAUCGUGUAUUAGAGAAGAAAAAUAAAGCUAUCAAUAUCGCUAGCUCUUUCAAGCACGAUCCUAUGUAUAUAAAUAUGUCUUUUUUCCUCUCUUUAAUUGGCUUUUACGCGCAUCUUUAAUAUCUAUGUGAGUGUGUAUGUGUGUGUGAGUCUCUUUUAAGUGUCAUUAACAUUACUCUCUACCUAUUGUAUGUAUUAAAUUGUUACCACACGAGUAGAAUAUCUCCUAUAUUUUACUAUAUCGAUAUUAGUAUUUUUACCCUUUUUUCCUUUCCCUUCCCCAUCCCCCCUCAUAUAUAUGUUUCCUGUACCCCUGUUUCUUUCUGAUCACGCUCGCGGCAACAGCAGCAGCAGCGCGAUGACGACUACAACGAUGGCGUAAAUAAUUAUAAAAUAAUUACGUAUUUAUUCCGUAGUAUUUUAUAUGUAUAUUUUAUUUUUUUGUAUAAAUAAUUAUUACCUGUAUUCGGUCGCGUUGAUAUCUUGAAAAAAAAUGUUCUCUGUACAACCUCAGCCUCGAGCUUAAAAAGUAGCUGUUUGGUUGGCACGAUUGAAAAUUUAUUUAAAAUAAAAUCUUCACAAUAUUAUACAUAGUAUUUUAUUCUAUUUUUUUUGUUUUUAAAUAAAAAAAGCGCACGAGGCAGUUUAAAUAUUUUAAUUUUUUGUAGUCAUUAUGAGUAUAAGUUUAUUCGCUCGUGUUAGAUGUGCACAAUAUGUAUUUAAAAAAAAAAAGUAGCUAAAGCAAAGCCAUGAUAAUAAGUUUAUAUAAGAAAGCGCCUUUCGUUAUACUUUAUACGUAUUUUGUAUACUGUUUAACCCUUCUACUACUAUACGUUAAUUAAAAAAUUUUUCAGUUUAUUAGCAAAUUCAAAUGCCAAAAAAAAAGAGAGCUCAAGCAUCGUUUAGUUAAUUUAUAAAUUUAUGUAUGUUGUGUUUUAUUUUUUUUGUAUCGGUUUUAUUUUUUAUCGUAUAUUAUUAUAUUAUACAUUGUUUUAAAAAAAAUAUAUAUGUUGAUCCCUGCGAUCUCUCUUUGCUCUCAUGACGUCAACAAAGACGCAAUAAUAGUAUCCUAGGAUGUAGGUGUAUCUGUAUUUUGUAUUUGUAACUCGAAGUUGUUGAUACGUUCUCUCGAGUUAGAUGAAUUGUUGGCAAUAAUGCGUUUUUUUUUUUUAAUUAACCGAGACUUUUUUUUUGUUUGUUUUUUGUUUCGCAUGUAUUAUUUAUUUUAGCCCAUCAAGACACAUCGAUAAAUGUAUGUUAAUUUAUGAAUGCAUUCCAUUGUUCUAUUAUUGUAUUUUCCUUUAUUUUUUUUGUCGUUGGUCGCAACAAAUAUAUUACAUUUUAAUCCGGUUUA
Molecule: messenger RNA, 4681 nt
Organism: Planococcus citri (citrus mealybug)
Lineage: Eukaryota; Metazoa; Arthropoda; Insecta; Hemiptera; Pseudococcidae
Gene: Eps-15
Product: Epidermal growth factor receptor pathway substrate clone 15
Exons: 18
Coding region: 196-3117 (973 amino acids)
Biological process (GO): endocytosis; endosomal transport
Cellular component (GO): cytoplasm; clathrin coat of coated pit; plasma membrane
Molecular function (GO): calcium ion binding; cadherin binding
Source: RefSeq, a predicted model, not a curated record